CCUCCCCUAGCUAACGAAGUGGGCCAUCGUUUGGUUAAAACCCUUUGUGCCUACCAGAUUAUGAUGAUUUUGCUUGGUAGUGCUCUUGGUACAGGUCUUACCAUCUCCUCAGCUUCCCAACUACAGAAAUCAGGUCCGGGCUCUUUGUUCAUUGCUUAUAUUCUUGUUGCCACAUUGAUCUAUUUUGUUGUUGGGGCAUUGUGUGAAAUGUCCAGUUACAUUCCCUUGCCCGAUGGUUUUGUUGGAUAUGCUGGUAGAUAUGUCGAUCCAGCUCUUGGUUUUGCUACUGGUUAUGCCUUUUUAUUCAGAUUUCUAACUGCCAUUCCCAAUCAAAUCACAGCUGGCGCCUUGGUGAUUCAGUACUGGGUUCCUAGAGAUCAAGUAAAUCCUGGUGUGUGGGUCACAAUAUUUGCAGUCUUGAUUGGUUUCAUCAAUUAUAUCAACAUUUCCAAGUUCGCCGUUGUUGAAACUGUGUUGUCGUCCUUCAAGAUCAUCACAGUGUUGGGCUUGAUUCUCAUGUUGUUUUGUAUAACCUUGGGAGCUGGUCCUGAAGCUGAUGGUCCAAUUGGUUUCAGAUACUGGAAAAACCCAGGAGCAUUUGCGCCCUACGAUUCAUUGCACCUUGAUAACGAUGGUGGGAAAUUCUUAUCCUGGAUUACCACUUUAACAGGUAGUGUCUAUGCAUUUAUGGGUAUUGAGAAUUUUGCCAUUAUUGUUUGCGAAAUAUCUAAUCCAAGAAAGACCAUCCCAAAGGCCUUUAAAUUGACAUUUACCACUGUGGCUUCAUUGUAUAUCACUUCGGUUUUCCUUUUGGGAUUAUGUGUUGCAUAUAACGAUGCAGUGCUAGUUGAAGCUGUCUCAAAUUCUAGUGGUAACGCAGGAGCCUCAGCAUUUGUCGUUGCAAUUGAAAACGCAGGUAUUCCAAUUCUUGACCAUAUUUUCAACGCCUGUAUGCUAGUAUUUGUCUUUUCAGCAGCCAACACAGCGUUGUAUUUCGGUACCAGAGUCUUGUAUGGACUAUCAGUCUCUGGAAAUGCUGUUCGAAUUUUUUCCAAAACUAAUCGUCAUGGAGUGCCAGUCUACUCGCUAUGUUUUUUCUUGAUUUUUGAUUGUUUGGCUUAUAUGAAUGUAGCAGAGGAGUCUAGAAAGAUUUUCAGACAUUUCAUCAAUGUCAGUUCAAUGUUGGGGUUAAUGGGCUGGACUUCGAUUUUCAUUUCACACAUUAGAUUUGUCAAGGCAUUCAAAGCACAGGGGUUGGACAGAAAAGCAGACUUGAAAUACAAAUUACCACUUGCACCAUACAGUUCCUAUAUUGGUUUGGGUGUAUCAAUUGUUUUAUCACUAUUGAAAAACUUGAAUGUUUUCUUGGAUAUCAACACUUCUGGAUUUAGUUAUGAGAAUUUCAUUAGUGGAUAUAUUGGUAUUCCACUUUUUGUUGGAUGCUACCUUGGAUACAAAAUUUACUUCAAGACUGAGUUUAUCAGAUCCGAUUAUGUUGAUUUGUUUUUUUAUAAAGAUUACGUCGAUGCAGAAGAAGAAGCCUUU
Messenger RNA from Ascoidea rubescens DSM 1968, 1545 nucleotides. RefSeq names its product dicarboxylic amino acid permease. The annotation marks the transcript as partial. Lineage: Eukaryota; Fungi; Ascomycota; Saccharomycetes; Ascoideales; Ascoideaceae. Gene Ontology annotation, biological process: amino acid transmembrane transport. The transcript has a single exon. The record is from RefSeq and is a predicted model, not a curated record. Gene Ontology annotation, cellular component: membrane. Gene Ontology annotation, molecular function: amino acid transmembrane transporter activity.